Molecule: messenger RNA, 2714 nt
Organism: Abrus precatorius (Indian licorice)
Lineage: Eukaryota; Viridiplantae; Streptophyta; Magnoliopsida; Fabales; Fabaceae
Product: ethylene receptor
Exons: 8
Coding region: 199-2421 (740 amino acids)
Biological process (GO): phosphorylation; phosphorelay signal transduction system; response to ethylene
Cellular component (GO): endoplasmic reticulum; endoplasmic reticulum membrane
Molecular function (GO): ethylene binding; ethylene receptor activity; protein binding
Source: RefSeq, a predicted model, not a curated record
AAGCAACUUGUUCUGUCCCUUUUUCUUCCUCUCUGUCAUGUUAUGUUCUUCGCUCGCUCGCUUUUCCGUCAUCCAUCUUUAACUCUCUUGAGGACGGGUAAUGAAGAGACCUAAGAGUGAGGCGGUUGAUUGAAUCUGAAUUGUUUUGUAAGGCAGUUAUGUGAAAAAGGAAGAUUCGGCUGAGGUGGUUCAAUCACUAUGGAAUCCUGCAACUGUAUUGACCCACAAUUGCCUGCUGAUGACUUAUUGAUGAAAUACCAAUAUAUCUCAGAUUUCUUCAUUGCUCUUGCUUAUUUCUCAAUCCCUUUGGAGCUUAUCUACUUUGUUAAGAAAUCAGCAGUAUUUCCAUAUAGAUGGGUCCUUGUUCAGUUUGGUGCUUUCAUAGUUCUAUGCGGAGCAACACAUCUAAUUAAUUUAUGGACCUUUAGAAUUCAUUCAAGGACUGUGGCCGCUGUGAUGACCACUGCUAAGGUUUUAACUGCUGUGGUUUCAUGUGCAACUGCCCUUAUGCUUGUACAUAUUAUUCCUGAUUUAUUAAGUGUUAAAACUAGGGAAUUAUUUUUGAAGAACAAGGCUGCAGAGCUUGAUCGAGAAAUGGGCUUGAUUCGCACACAGGAGGAAACUGGUCGACAUGUUAGGAUGUUGACUCAUGAGAUUAGAAGCACUCUUGAUAGACACACAAUACUGAAAACAACUCUUGUUGAAUUGGGUAGAACUUUGGCACUUGAGGAAUGUGCCUUAUGGAUGCCAACACGAUCUGGGUUAGAGCUUCAACUCUCUUAUACAUUGCGACAGCAGAACCCAGUUGGAUACACAGUACCCAUUCAUCUUCCUGUGAUCAAUCAAGUAUUUAGUAUCAACCGGGCAGUAAAAAUUUCCCCAAAUUGUCCAGUUGCUAGAUUACGACCUUAUGCUGGAAAAUACAUGCCUGGGGCAGUAGUAGCUGUUCGGGUUCCUCUAUUACAUCUUUCUAAUUUCCAAAUAUAUGAUUGGCCGGAAGUUUCAACGAGAAGUUAUGCUUUGAUGGUUUUGAUGCUACCAUCAGAUAGCGCUAGACAGUGGCAUGUACAUGAGUUAGAACUGGUUGAGGUAGUUGCUGAUCAGGUAGCAGUUGCUCUUUCACAUGCUGCAAUCUUAGAAGAGUCAAUGAGGGCAAGGGAUCAGCUCAUGGAGCAGAAUGUUGCACUUGAUCUAGCAAGAAGAGAAGCAGAAACUGCAAUUCGUGCUCGCAAUGACUUUUUGGCUGUUAUGAACCAUGAGAUGAGAACUCCCAUGCAUGCAGUUAUUGCACUCUCUUCAUUAUUACAGGAAACAGAGCUGACAGCUGAGCAACGUCUGAUGGUGGAGACAAUAUUGAAAAGCAGCAAUUUGUUGGCUACUCUCAUCAAUGAUGUUUUGGAUCUUUCACGGCUUGAAGAUGGCAGUCUUCAACUUGAAGCAGCCACGUUUAAUCUUCAUUCUUUGUUCAGAGAGGUCCUUAACUUGAUUAAGCCUGUUGCCUCUGUUAAAAAGUUGUCACUUACUUUACAGUUAGCUUCAGAUUUGCCAGUGUAUGCCAUUGGUGAUGAAAAACGUCUCAUGCAAACUAUUCUAAAUGUUGUUGGUAAUGCUGUGAAGUUCUCAAAAGAAGGUAGCAUUUCCAUCACUGCUUUUGUUGCAAAGCUUGAAUCCUUCAGAGAUGCUCGAAAUCCUGACUUUCUUCCAGUGCCAAGUGAUAGUCACUUUUAUUUGCGAGUACAGGUAAAAGAUUCAGGAUUAGGAUUUAAUCCACAAGAUAUCCCAAAGUUAUUCACUAAGUUUGCACAAAGCCAAUCAUUAACAACAAAAAAUCCGCCUGGAAGUGGACUUGGCCUUGCAAUUUGUCGGAGGUUUGUUAAUCUCAUGGAAGGACAUAUAUGGAUUGAAAGUGAAGGUAUUGGUAAAGGAUGCACAGCCACUUUUAUUGUGAAACUUGGUAUCCCAGACCGAUCAAAUGAAUUUAAGCUACCUUUUGUGCCUAAAGUCCCAGGAAAUCAUGGUUCUACAAACUUUGCUGGGCUCAAGGUUCUUGUCAUGGAUGAUAAUGGGGUUAGCAAGACAGUAACAAAGGGACUUCUUAUGCAUUUAGGAUGUGAUGUCACAACUGCAAGCUCGAGUGAAGAAUGCCUGCGUGUUGCUUCUCCAGAACACAAAGUGGUCUUCAUGGAUGUUUGUACAGGGUUAGAUGGCUAUGAACUAGCAGUACGCUUACAUGAGAAGUUUACGAAACAUCACGAUAGACCACUGAUAGUUGCUCUUACCGGAAACACCAAAAAGGUGACCAAAGAGAACUGUAUGAGGGUUGGUAUGAAUGGCCUUAUAUUGAAACCUGUUUCUGUUGACAAAAUGAGGGGUGUUUUAUCAGAACUAUUGGAGCGCCGAGUUCUGUUUGAAACUGUUUGACCUGCCAGAUUUGGCUUCGUAUUAUGAAAUAUAUUUUUCUGUUGUACAUAGCUAAAUCAAAUUUGGAGAAACACAGUCUUCUGAAGCAACGAGGCAAUUGACAUUGUUUAUCAUCCUUUUUGCUGUUACGAAACCUCAGCAAAAGGAACAAUAGUUGAGUCUGCAUUAAAUUUUUUUUGUGAAGAAAAAGGUUCAUUUGUUUAAUAUUCUGCAUGUUUAUAGCAUUUCAGACUUUCGAUGUUUUGCAGUGGCGGUUAAAUUGCAUUAUUCUGUCCUAUAUUGUUUUGAUUAAU